Molecule: messenger RNA, 1656 nt
Organism: Brassica oleracea var. oleracea
Lineage: Eukaryota; Viridiplantae; Streptophyta; Magnoliopsida; Brassicales; Brassicaceae
Exons: 7
Coding region: 209-1438 (409 amino acids)
Biological process (GO): mRNA destabilization
Cellular component (GO): cytoplasm
Molecular function (GO): mRNA binding
Source: RefSeq, a predicted model, not a curated record
CAUCGACCAUUUGCUCUUUAACCAAAAGGAUAUCACCGCCUUGGAGAAGACGAAGAAACAAACAACUUCUUCUAUAAACCCCCCACCCACUCCCAACGAAGCCUCUGGGUUUUUCGAGGCUCCAUUCACCGAUAAGCUCACAUACCCCUUUCCCUAGGGCUCUCUACUCCUCCAAAGCUUUCACCUUUUUUCUCGAUACUCUCUCGACAUGGCUGGAACCGCUUCCUCUCCCGAUAGCCUCGCCACUGGCUUAUCUCUUCUUGAGACAGCAGAUUUGUUUCAGGAGCUGUCUUUAGGUUCUGAAGGAAGUGAAGUCUCUAGGAACCGUAACAAGGGUUCACUUCAGCACCAGUAUGGACUUGUACCUUCUGGUGCAUUUACUGCUCCAUCUUCUCAUGGAAGGCCUAACAUGAAUGCUGGAAACCUUCCAAAUGGUGGAGACCAUUUUGGUUCCUAUCCGUGGGGUUACUACCCAUCAAACCAUCCCUCAAGUGGCUACCAGGAUCAGAGCUUUGGUUAUGGCCUCAACAGCAGUUCAAACACCUAUUCACAUCUCAUGAAUCCAAACAGUUCACAAGAAGCACUGAGUUAUGACCAAUUUGGAUACAAUGAUCAUAUGUAUUCCAACAAUGGACUGUAUGGACUAUACGGGAAUGUAAUAGACUCAGGUCAUGCUUACGGAACAUUCGGUUACGAUUCCUGGAAGCUAGGGAGAGGAUGGUACCCGGUUGAUGGUUAUAAAAAGACCAGAAGCUUCAACUACGGACGUGGCUACAGCGAAGAGAAAGCAGAUAGGCUUAAUGAGCUUUGUCGUGGACCAAGGAGCAGUGAAGGUCUUGACUCUACAACGAAGCAAGACGCUCCAGUGGUAGAGAGUUUCCCUGAGACAUUGGUGAAUGCGAAGUUCUUUGUGAUUAAGUCAUACAGCGAAGACGAUGUUCACAACAGUAUCAAGUACGGUAUGUGGUCGAGCACACCAACUGGAAACAAGAAGUUGAACGCUGCGUAUCAAGAGAGUUCUCAAGAAUGUCCUGUGUAUCUUCUGUUCUCGGUGAACGCGAGUGGGCAGUUUGUUGGCGUUGCGGAGAUGAUAGGUGCGGUUGAUUUCAACAAGACAAUGGAGUAUUGGCAGCAAGAUAAGUGGAUUGGUUGCUUCCCUGUGAAGUGGCGUAUCAUCAAAGAUGUACCGAACAGUCUCUUGAGGCACAUUACGCUUGUGAAUAAUGAGAACAAGCCGGUUACUAAUAGCAGAGACACUCAAGAGGUGAAACUGGAAGAUGGUAUAAAGAUUAUAAAGAUCUUCAAGGAGUAUAUGAGCAAGACGUGUAUACUUGAUGAUUUCAAGUUUUAUGAGACGAGACAGAAGAUAAUCAGAGAUAAGAAGGUCAAGCAGAAGAAACAGGUUCUUGAUGGAGCUAGUGUGGAAACGAUUCCCUGAAGUCAAUGGGAGGAAAGAUGAUGACUUUUAAUUUAAAAAAAAAAAACAGUUUGGAUUAUGCUUUUUUUUCUUACUUCAGGCUUUGGAUGUCUGAGAACCUCAUUAUAUAUGUUGGGUUUCUAUGCUUUUUUUUCUAAACAAGAUUACAUUGUGUUUUGUUCCUUGUACAAGGAGGACGCACCAUCUGAUAAAACAAAACUCAUGAUUUUUUCUUCUUC